CACCACCUUGUUCACCAGGCUGUUUUCCAAAACAUGUCACGAAGACGCCCUCAAUUUGCAAGAAUGGACAACCAGCAACUCCAGGUGAUUUUGAUGGUGAAAAUUGUGAAUGUUGUCCUACUCCUCAAUCGGGUCCUUCUCCCGAUCUUCCUCCUGGACAAGAUCCUCCUCCAUUCUAA
Molecule: messenger RNA, 179 nt
Organism: Cinara cedri
Lineage: Eukaryota; Metazoa; Arthropoda; Insecta; Hemiptera; Aphididae
Source: the annotation of a GenBank genome assembly